GUUCGUCCUGUGAGGAAGCCUGAAACACUUCAUCGAAAGGCGGCUGAAGAAGAGAGGAUACCUGAGAAGAAGCCAGCUGAGCAGCUUCCUGUUGAAGUUGAGGAAGUAAAAGUUAAAAAGGUGUUGAAGAAACAAACAGAGAGGAUCUCUGUAGAGAAAACAAUGCCAACAAAGACCCCUGAUAAAACACCUGAGAAGAUACCUGAAGCCAAACCCAAACGACAGGCUGAAGAAACUCUUCCUAAAGUAAUAGAAACUAAGAAGAUUGAGAAGAUUCGGCCCACAGAGGUUGAACAAGAGAAAAAAGUCCCUCCUCCUGAAAAAGGUACAAACCAUCUGAACACACGAUGAAGUACUCUAACCAUCUUAAUCUUUAUCUGGUGGAUUAUCACCUGAAACAUUAGCCUCUUAAUCUCUGUGCUGUCUCUCUCUAACACUCCUGAUUGUCUUUGUGUUUUGUUGUCUUCUCUUGGCGCCGCCACAUGACGCCUGUUCUUCAACACCUCUUAAAACUUCCAGCAACUACAACACUUGUCAAGAUUGAGCAAAGAAAAGGAUCUCAGAAAAUACAGGAAGUUUAUUAUGUAACAGAGAAAGUGUCUCCCGCAGAAGAAACAUGGGAACACGAAGAGGUAGUGGAAAAACACGCUGAAUUGUACGAGGACAAAGUGGCUCAUCUGGGCGAGACCAUAGUGUUGUUAUCAGAAGUAGAUGUCUUAAGUACCACAGAAAAACCAGCCCAAAGUGACAAAACGUCUGAAUUAAGAGGUGAGAUAUCUGUUACUGAAACUUCACAGAGGAAAGAAACCAGGGUGACCAAAAAAAGGGUUGUCCCUAAAACACAAGAAACUAUAGUUACAGUCCAGAAAAGAGAAUCGGACAUAGAUCGAGAGGUCACAACAUCGCAGGAUGAAAAAACUGGGGGGGAGUUUUUUGUCAGGACAAUGGAGUCACCAACAGAGGAGAUUACAGACGAGAGGAGAGACAGCACAUACGUCAGACACCUGCCAGACAAGGUCAUUUCUAUGCAAGAAACUAGUGUGACAGUCAAAAAGGGAAGGGAGAUGAGCAUCAAAACAGAAAGCAGAGAGAGACGCAAAAUAGACAAAACUGAGGACAUAGAGUCAGUGAAAGAUACAACCAAACCUUCCCCAACUAUAAUUAGCACAGAAUUGAAAAGGUUGAAAAGUGAGAAAGAGGUCACAUACGAGGAAUCAUUUGAUCAUGAUGUGGAGAUAAUAUCAGCUUCUCCAGAGGAAGAAUACAGUAGAGCUGAGGAAAUUACAGAAAUUACAAUUGAGCGGACAAAAGUCAGACUUGAAGACAAACCAACAAAAGUUGAGGACGAAACUCGAAUUAAACAACCUGACAUUUCCGACUCCAGAAAAGAUGAGACCAGUGUGUCAGUAAAGAAACAUGAGCUAGCUGAACAGAAGCGAGAGAAGAAGGUAAAAUCUGAUGAGACAAAAAUGGGGAAAGUAGCUGAAAAACCAAAACCUGAAGCAGAGGUGACCCCCAAACCAAAAGAAUCAGUAACAGAUAUCGACCUUGAGACGCCAAAAGUGAUCAAACAGGAGACUGAGACUAAAGCUGAAGCAGAACAUAAGAAAAAAGAGGAAUCCAAAGAUAUCCGUCCUCAGAGAGUUGAUACUGAAAAGAUAAAAGAAGAUACAAAACCUUCAGUCCCUUCAAAACCAGAGAAGAAAAGGAUUUCCCCACAAACAGCUGCCAGAGAACCAGAGGCCAAGGCUGAGACCAUUCCCUCAACCACUGGUACUACUUUGUCUCCUGAAACACAAGCUGAGAUAAAAGGAAAAACACCAGAAAGAGGUACAACGACACCAUAUUUUCUUGUCCUUGAUUGUCAGCUCUUACUACUUUCUUAUUAUUUCUAUGCUCUAUGUUUGUCUUGUUUAACUCCAAAUGUUUGUGUCUGUGUUUUUGUGUUCUUUUUCCUAAUCUCUUGGCACCGCCACAUGGUGCUUUGUCUUCACACCUCUUAAACUCUUCCAUCCUCAAGAGGCCAUCUCUGGCCUUUUAAAGGCUGAGAAAAGAGAAGGAUCUCAGAAAAUCCCGAAACAUUUCAUGUCAAAGGAAGUGUCCUCUGCAGAGAAUAUCAUAGAAAGAGAAGAAGUUGAAGAAAAAGCUAAAAUGCACGACAAGGAUAAAGAAGAAAUUCUGGGCAAAAGUAUUAGAUCUGUGCAACAAGGGAUUUUAAGUAUGAUGCAAGAACCUGAUGAAGUGUCUGAAAUAAGUGGUGACAUAUCUGUUACUGAUGGUUUAAAGACACAGGGCCUUAAAAUGAGACUCACCCCAAAUACUAAAGAAAAGGUCAUGACAGAAAAUGUGUCCAAGAAGAAAACAGUUGUGGCAGUUCAGGACAAACUUACUGAACAAAAAUCUCAAGUUGAAGAGUUUUCUUUCCAAAAUACUGAUUCUCCGACAGCAGGUAUAGAAAUAAAAGACAUUAAAAAAGAUACAAAAGAGCAUAAGGAAGCUUCUCAAAGUAGUCAAAGAAAAGUUGAGAGUCCAGAGCCAGUUUGUGUUAAAGGUGUUCCUGAUCAAAAACAGGUGGUGGGACCUCAAUAUGUGACUUUUAAGGCUGAUUCUGAAGAGAAGGAAGAUAUUUUCACACAAGGGCUCAAAGAUAAACCUAAAUUAUCAGUUAGAAAACCUGAGUUAACCAGUAUGACAGACAGUAAGCCUUUAGAAAAGGCCGGUCUCCAGUGCAUAUUAAAGGAAGAUGACGUAGAAGACAAACCUUUAGAGGCUGAAAAUAUUGAAGUGACCUCAAAGAUACAAGAAACCGAUUCUUCAGAGCGUGUUAAACCAAGCAAAAUGAUAUCUUCCAAACCUGGAAUCAUAGAAUCUGAGGAAGAAGAGGAACAGCUGUGUACUACUGAGAACAUCCAGUUAAAGGCAGAAAUGACUGGAAAACCCAAGGCUGCCAAACAGAAAACAUUUUCUAAGAAACCAAUCAGACAAGAGAGAGAUUCACGAUCCAAAAAAAGUGCAUUGGAAACUGCAGAGGACAAACCUUUGGAAAAUGUAUCACAUAAGGAUAAAAAUAAGAUUGAAGAAAUUCACUCAGAGAAAGAAAUACAAAAUAACAAAGUUGAUACUUUGAAAAAGACAUUAGACAAGAGACCAGAUAUAAAGGAUCCAACUCAGGAAAAACACAUCACAGAUAAGGAAUUAAUGGAGGAAGACAUUUCUGAAAAAUUCCCUCUAACUGGCGAACAUAUUAGUGAAGGUGUAGGACUAAUUGAGAAAUUACAAAAACCAAAAGAGGUUUAUAAAAAGAAAAUGCCACCAUCAAAACAAAAAGAAGAGGCUGUAGAAAACAUAGAAGACUUUGCUAGUUUUCAGUUGAGGGCAGUCACUGUAAAAGACCAAAACAUGAAACAAGCAGAACAGAAACGGAAAGAAGGAAAGACCUCAGCUAUAAUGUUAAACAAAGAAAUGCCACUGUCAACCAGCGGGCCUCUGCCUGAAUCUAUAUUGUCCAAAGUAGUUACACUUAAAGACAAAUUGGUCAAAGUCAGUCCUAUGGAAGGAACAACAGAGACGAAACCCGAUGGAGAGAUUUCAGUUACUCCUGUAACAGAAGUCAGACAUCCAGAGUCAGAAAAAGAAACCACAACUGAUGAUUCCUUACAAAAGGGUGAAAUCAUAUCACAGAGCAAGACCCCAAAGAAAGAUGUUGCUCAAAGAGUGAGACAGCAAACAGCAGUUGAAGAUGAAAACCAGUUUGAGGCAGCUCUCAUUAAAGAUAAACAUGUCCAAGUAAGUCUAAAAGAAAAGACAAAACCAAGACAGGAGCAAACUGAAAAACUGACCUCCAUGAAAACUGAGAUAGAGGGACGACCUAAACAAACACUGGUAGAACAACAUACCACAAAAGUCAAAGACAGUGUGAGAAAAGAUAAAACUGUUAAAGCAGAAGAAAUUCCUCCUUCAAGACCAAUUCAUUUAAAAGAAAGACAACUGAUGUUAAAAGAAACUAAGGACCUAGAAUUAAAAGUUGAGCAAGAGCUAUUUAGAACUGAAGACAAACAAGAAAGAGUUCUUCCAACCAAAGAGAUAAAAACAAGACAAGAACAAGCUAAAAAGGAGAGACGUCAAAGUCUAGACAAAUCUGAGGAGGUUACAACCAAAGAAAGUCAGUCAAAUGAGAUUGAACUAAAAGAAGUCCAGUCAAAGACAGAUGAGACAGAGGACAAACUCAAUAAGGUUGCUAAAACUGAAGAGCAGAAACUGAUAAAGCAGGAUCGGCCUCAAAGAAAGACAUCAGUUGCAGAUUUGGUAGCAGCAACAUCUGAAGAAUUACUGACAGAAAAAAUACAGAAGCUAGCCAAACCUAAAGAGGCUGCUGUUGUUUCAGUACAAUCAAACCUUGCCACAGUUAAAGACAAAUAUUCUAAAGUUACACUAAUUGAAGGGAGAAAACCAAGACUUAAAGAAAUCCAAGGAAAGACCCUUAUAACAGAAGAGGUAUCAACAGAAGAAAGAUGCCAAAUGACAGAGAGCGAGUCAGUAUCAGAACAACAGAAAUUCACCAAACCCCAAGAGAUUAUAGCUGAAAAAGAUCAACUAAAGUUUAGUAUAGUUAAAGAUAAAACUUUUAAAGUUACUCCUCUUAAAGAAGUGAAAACAACACAGGAACACAUUGAAGGAAAGGAUUCAGUUACGCCUGUAAUGGAGGAAACUUGUAAAGAUUUGGAAGUAGCUCCUGAAAAACAUGCAGAGGUCAAAGAAACUGAAUUUGCAACAGCUGAUAAGGUAAUUAGUGGGUCAGAGGAUAUUUCUCAGAAGAAAUCAAUAUCCCUGAAGAAGAGAGGACAAAAGUUAGCCAAAAAUAAAGAGGUUGCAGAUGAACAAAUCCCACCAAAAUUCAUCACAAUUAAAGAUAAAACACAAAAAGUGACUCAAAUUAAAGGUACACGUGAAAAACAUGUUAAAGCUAAAGAAGUUGAUAAUGAGCGUCCAGAAUUCGAUGGGGAAAUUGAUACAUCAGAAAGGGAAUCAGCAUCCUCACAAGAACCCCAACAGGACCUUACGAGACCUCAAGAGGUUAUAGCUGAACGAGACCAGUUCAAGUUCAGUACAGUUAAAGAUAAAACUUAUAAAGCUACUCCUCUUAAAGAGACACAAUCAAAACAGGACCAAUUGGAGAGAAAGGUUUCAGUUACACCUUUGAUGGAGGAAACUUCUAAAGAUUUGGAAUUAUCUCCUGAAAAACAUGCAGAGGUCAAAGAAACUGAAUUUGCAGCAGCUGAUAAGGUAAUUAGUGGGUCAGAGGAUAUUUCUCAGAUGAAAUCAAUAUCCCUGAAGAAGAGAGGACAAAAGUUAGCCAAAACUGAAGAGGUUGCAGAUGAACAAAUCCCACCAAAAUUCAUCACAGUUAAAGAUAAAACUGAAAAAGUGACUCAAAUUAAAGGUACACGUGAAAAACAUGUAAAAGCUAAAGAGGUUGAUAAUGAGCACGCAGAAUUCGAAGGUAUAGAUAGAGAAACAGGAAAGGGAGACAACAAUCAAUUUGAAUCCAUUCCUGAAAAGAAAGAAAUAUCACUGACCAUGAGAGGAGAGAAAUCAACAACAAAGAAAGACAAAACAGUCAAAUAUGUUCCUCUUGAAGAAAGGAAAACAAGGCAGGAACAAACUGAAACAAAGGCAGAAGUUACACCUGAGAAGGAAGCCCAGAAAUUAGUCGAAAUUCACGAGAUAACAAUUAAAGAUGAAACUGGAAAAAUCCCUUCAACAAAACCAGCAAAGAAAGAGCAAAUUAAAAGAAAAGCUUUGGCUAGAGAGAUCCAUGCUGAGACAGUGUCAGUUAAAAAUGAAUAUGGUAGCGUUACUCCAUUUGAAACAAAACAGGAACAAGUUGAGAGAAGAAUUUUAGUGACACCCGUGAUGGAAGUUGCAUCUGAAAAAUCUCAGACUGUAAAAGAUGGAGAACCUAUUUCAGAAUAUACUUCCUCACAUACUACUGUUAAACAAGCCAAGACCAAGGAAGAUGUAGUUAAAGAUAAACCAGAGAAAACCGAAGCUAAAGGAGAGGCUUCAGUAGGAGCUGAGCCAGACGUAGCUCAACACACUUUGGUAGAGAAACUUACUGGAACGGACAAGAUCACUGCAGUUCUUCCUGUUAAAGAGAUGAAAACCAAACAGAAACAAAUUGAAACAAAGACAACAGUUUCUCCUGUAAUGGAGGUAACAAAGAAAUCAAAAUCCCAAACAGAGAAAGGCCAAAGGCUGGGCAAAAGUACAAAAAAUUCUUUUGAGGAAGUGCAGUCCAAGAUAGUCGUAGUAAAGCAUAAAUAUGGUUGUGUUACUCCAUUUGAAGUAACAGAAAGAAAACAAGUUGAAACAAAGUUUUCAGUGGCGCCUGUGAUGGAGUUUGCAUCUGAAAGAACUCAGAUGGUUAAAGAUGGAGAUGUUAAAUCAGACACUCUCAAGUGGUAUACCACACCUGAUCAGCUAGUGAAAGAUAUAACAUCAAUAAAAAAGGAUAUUUAUGAAAUGGAUGAUGUUUCACCAAAGAGAAUGGAGUCUAGUCACCAAAACAUUAAAACUGAACAAAUCAAGUCAAAAGUAGACACAGUUCAAGAUAAAACAGAGAAGGUUACACCCAUUAGAGAGAAAUUACCUGAAAGUCACAUGCAAAUUGAAAGAAAGGCCUCAGUUACAUCAAAACCAGAAGUAAAAUAUCUACAAUCUUCAGUAGAGCAAGAAGCUACGGAAAAACUUACAGUUGUAGACCAAACCACCACAUUUUCUCCAGCUGAAAAAAUAAAACAUACCCUAAAGCAAACUGACAAAAAGACAGCUGUUACUCCUGUAACAGGGUUGACAGACACAGAGAUUAAAGGCAUUCAGUCAAAGGAACCAAAAUGUGUCAAAAAGAUAGGACAGAUGUUGGACAAACAUACAAAAAUGUAUCCUGAGGACGUGCAGUCCAGGACAGUUGCAGUUAAAAAUGAAUAUGGUAGUGUUACUCCAUUUGAAGUAACAGAAACAAAAAAGGAACAAGUAGCGAGAACAAUUUCAAUUGCACCUGUAAUGGAGGUUGCAUCUGAAAAACAUCUCAUAGUUAAAGAUGGAGAGUUUAAAUCAGAUACUCUCCAAAGAUUUAUUACACCUGACAAACUAGUAAAACACAUUGCAUCAAGGAAAGAGGACAUUUAUGAAUCCAGUGAGGGUUCACUCAUAAGACAUUCACAAACUCCAGAUUCUGCCAAGGAAAGUGUAGAAGUAGUAAAAGAAGUCACAAGUCAAUUUAAAAUGGACAAAAUUGCAUUUGUGGGUGAUACAGUACCAACGAAGCAGACACAAACUCAACAAAUGGCAAAAAUGACAGCUGCUACUCACCAAAAGGAGGAAGGAGAAGACACUAUAGCAAAGGCGGUUGUCCAUUCACCAAGGCAUGGAGAAGGUAAAUAUGAUAGUACAUCUCCAAAGAAAGCAGACUCCCUGAAAGAUCAAGGACAGGUUACAGUUGAAGGCAUUCAGUCUAAAACAGACACAGUUAAGGAUGUUUUUCUCAGUGUUACUACGAUUACAGAAGAAAAGCAGGAACAAAUAGAAAGAAAAGCUUCAAGGACACCUAUAAUGAAUGUUGCAUAUGAAAAACUGUUGAUUGCAAAAGAACGAGAUAUUACAUCAGAUACUCCACUAAGAUAUAUUUCCCCUGAUGAGCUAGUAGAAGGCAUUACAUUUACAAAAAAGGUUUACAAGUCUGAUGGUAUUUCAUUAGAGAAAGACGAAUCCACAAUAGAUAACAGGCAGAUGUUAUGGAUGGAUAUGGAUAAAACAGCUACUAUUAGUCCUAUUCAAGGAACAAAGAUGAAGCUGGACCACACUGAAAGCAAAGCUGUGGUAAUGCCUACAACUGAGGUGACAUCUACAGAAUCACUUACAGCAGAUGGUAGACCAGAAAAGUAUAUUCUCAAAGACGGAGCCACAACAGAACAGGAAUUUAAAACAACUAAACUAUACAUUAAAGACAAAGAUGAAAGGCCAAAAACAGUCAUAAUUGAGGACAAAGCUGCAAAACUUAGUUACAUAGAAGGAAUGAGAGAGAGACAGGAACAAAUUGAAAGGCAAUCCACAGUUACAUCUCUGUUGGAGACAACAUCAAAAGAGUCAUCAAUUGAGCUGGAUGCUUUGGAAAGACAACAGAAAGCUAAACCCAAGGAAAUCAAGACAGAAACAGUGAUAGGGAAAGGCAAAAUCAAAGAAUUUCAUGAAAAAGAAAAAACUGAUUUAAAAACCAGAGAACAAGAACAAAUCAAAGUUGAGCAAUUACUUACACCCACAAAAAGAAGUAAGAAAAUGUAUCAGUCCCCAGAGAUGUUCGAUGAAGAAGUGAAGAUUUCCAAAAAAUACGUACCUACAACAACAGAGUCAAAAGAUGAUAUUGAUGUGAUGCAUUGGCAUGAGCCCACAGUCAGAAAACCCUCGGUAACAGAUACAACCAAGCCAAAGACGGUCGAGAAAAAGACUGCUCACUACAAAACAGAUGCUCCAGAACAUGGGGAAGGUGCCACCAGGAAAUGGGAAUCAGAGGUUGAACAGUCUUGUCUGGAGGCACAUGUCCGAUACCUGCCUCCUCAGGAAGCUGAAACCAUAACCAGAAAGGAGGGAGAAGUUGAGGGACGUCAAUCCUUCAUAGAAAGAAGGGUUUUGUCUUUGGAACCAGAAGGGAAAGAAAAUGCCUCCCUUCAAGAAUCGUCAAGAGGUAUAUAGGGAAAAAUUUUCUCUGUCACGAGCACGUGUUUUUUGAUCUGAGCACCAAACAUUGUCGUACACCCCUCCUUUAUCAUCCACUAUAAAAUUUAUCAGAUUCAUACCUCUUUGUCGUCAUCAUUUCAAGAGGAUAUCCAUAUCAU
This is a messenger RNA of Seriola aureovittata, 8891 nucleotides long. RefSeq names its product probable serine/threonine-protein kinase kinX. Bases 2086 to 8748 code for a protein of 2220 amino acids. NCBI's taxonomy places the organism in Eukaryota, Metazoa, Chordata, Actinopteri, Carangiformes, Carangidae. The transcript is spliced from 3 exons. The record is from RefSeq and is a predicted model, not a curated record.